AUGUCUCAUGGCACGGCGGAAUCAGGCGCUGGAAACCGCACGCAGAUCAAGAGCAGCAAAGUCAAUGAACUUCCUUUCCGACGUGUCCAAUCAGCUCACAGUACCGUGACCUUGACCUAUGACAAUCAGGAAGUCAAAGACGGUCACAGUCAGAGUGUGUUUGCCUGGCUCAGGGUACGUGCCCGCUUACCAGAACAAAACAAGAAGCCACUGACCAGUCUUGAGAGCGUUGACCAGUCCAGCCUUCUCCACCAGCUGUUUGAGAGUGGAGGCUUUAGAGAUUCCCGCCAGAGUGUCCACGAUAUCGGCGCCCAGGCACGGGCCCGCCAGGAGAAGGGCGAAGGCACGUACACUCUGUUCGCCCCAACCAACGACGCCUUCGCCAAGGUCCCACAAGACGUGCUCUCAGACCUGCUCACAGACACCAACAAACUCGCCGACGUGCUCAAAUAUCACGUGGUAGGAGGAAACGUGCAGAGCAAGGACAUCCGUAAUGAGGAACUGGCGGCAACUCUCAAGGGAGAGAAGAUCCGACUCAAUGUCUAUACUCAUAACAAUCUCAUUUCGGCGAACGGCGCGAAGAUCAGCCAGGCUGACGUCCAGGCAGACAAUGGCGUGAUCCAUUUCGUCGAUGACGUCCUCAUGCCCACCUCCAAGACCAUCGUGGACCUGGUGGCCGGAGACCCCGAGUUGUCUACCCUUCUGUCUGUGGUCCAGGCAGCUGGCAUCGCUAACGAGUUCCUGGCUGAUCCCCUGACACUGUUCGCCCCCACAAACGCUGCCUUCGACCGACUGUCCAAGUCUGACCUGGACAAGCUGAAGGGAUCUCCUGACCGACUCAAAGGUAACGAUAGGGGCUCUCGUGGUCUAGACAGACUCAAAGGCAGCGGUGUGACCAUCAACAACGGCAAAGUGAUCGCCGCCGACCUCAAGGCUACCAACGGCGUCGUCCACAAGAUUGAUCACGUGCUCAUCCCAAUCAGAGUCGGCUUCUGGCUCAGGACUAACAUCGGCAAAUAA
This is a messenger RNA of Aplysia californica (California sea hare), 1020 nucleotides long. RefSeq names its product transforming growth factor-beta-induced protein ig-h3. The transcript is spliced from 7 exons. Gene Ontology annotation, molecular function: cell adhesion molecule binding. NCBI's taxonomy places the organism in Eukaryota, Metazoa, Mollusca, Gastropoda, Aplysiida, Aplysiidae. Gene Ontology annotation, biological process: extracellular matrix organization; cell adhesion. The record is from RefSeq and is a predicted model, not a curated record. Gene Ontology annotation, cellular component: extracellular matrix. The coding region runs from base 1 to 1020 and encodes 339 amino acids.